AUGAGUUCUGAGCUUCAAAAAGAGAUUGAAAGAACAAAAAGCUGUUUUGGUCAGUUAGAAACUGAUAUCGAUUGGAUAGAAUAUAGAUCAUCUCGUAAUGCAUUCUAUACAACUAAGGUAGUUCAUUCUUCUCGUAACGCUCCUGAUUAUAUAGCUACUUUACAUUUAUUAUGUACUGGAAAUCGUAUGCAUUCCAUUGAUCUCCGUGUCAUUAUAUCACACCGUAAUCAUCAUGCUCCAACAUUUUUGAAACAAAAUUAUAAUUUUUAUGUGCCAAUUAGCUCUGCUAAGGAUAGUUUGAUAGCAGAGAUUCAGGUCACCGAUAAUGAUCCUGUCAUUUAUAAUUCUGAAAGACUUCUUACUUUCACCAAAGAGGAAAAGAUGUUCGAAAUCAAUGGCAACGGAAGUAUAUUUCUGAAGACUUCCUUAGAAAAUGAAGUAGCUUAUCGUCCAAUUCGAACUCAGGUCUUAGCCAUCGACUAUGGCUCGCCACAAUUAUAUUCCAUCGUCAAUUUGACAAUCGUUCCAGUGACCGUUUCUGCUGUGCGUGAUCUUUCCGUUAAUGUCGCAACUUCCGAUUAUCAAAUACUUCAAUGGGAUUUACCGUCAUAUGGUCAUGCCGAUCGCUAUCGUUUGAUUAUAAGAAAAGAACAUGAGAUAGUUUAUGAGGAUGAGUUGGACGGAACAAAAACAAAAGUUUUGACUAAAGUGUCAAUUGCAAGUGAAGGCAAAUUCUCGUAUCAACUAAUAUCCAUGGACGCAUCUGGUCAAACUCCAUCUGAUAUUCAAUAUAUAAACGUCAUUCAUAAAGAUCUCACUUGUGCUGGUGAAUGCUCAAGAGGUGGGAGUCCUUUAUGCUUCUACGGAAAAUACAAUCGUAUUGAGCAGUUUCACGAUGAACACGGAGCUCAUUGUCUCUGUUUUCCGGGAUUCUCGGGAAUUUCUUGUUCGAACGUUGCGACCUGUAUGAUGGAUAAGACCAUUUCCGCUUAUGGUGGAGUAGAUUGGCCAGAAGUUUCAACAAACAUAACGAGUAAACUACAUUGUCCUUACAAUAUGAUGGAUGAUUCAAUUUAUUUGGAAAGAACUUGUCUUUGGGAUAAAAACUUCAAUCAAGCCAUCUGGUCUAGAAUAAGUGGAGAAGAUCAAUGUAAAACACAGCGUUCGGUGCUCACUCAUGUCGGUGUAUUGGGAACAUUUCUAGGAAAUGCUCAUAGUGUUUCAACAAUCAACACCGUAGCCAAGUUUAUCAAGGACUUAAUGAAAGUUCCAGCAUUCUCACUUGAUAAAACUCAUGCUCACUUCGAUCAGAAAAUAGCUGAAGAUGUGACACGUCUAAUAGAUAUACUAAUGCCUUUGAAGAUUGAUAGAAUGUCUGGCAACGCAACAUUAGCGAAAACAUAUAUGUUCAGUGCUAUUCUUGAAUUGUCUAAAAGGUUACCAGUGCCAAUAUCUUUAUCAUCUCCAGAACAUACUGUUGAAAUGAAAGCCUUGGACUGGCCCAAACAUGUGGACAACUACGGUCUACUUUUAGGAACGAGAUGCCGAGUUAAUUUACCAAGAAUCUACGACUCACGUGUUAUUCGAGCUCUUUGUAUGACUAAUUCCACUUUAUUUGAGAUUGUGAACACAAGGGAUCCCAUUGUUGUUUUGUCAACAGACAGCAAGCCUGGAGAGUUUGAACCUGUGGAAAACUUGGGAAAAAUAACAAUCUUACUAAAACCUUCUAACAAGUAUGAGAAUUUCACAUGUGUGCGCUAUGAACCUUCAAUUAAUGGGUGGACUCCAGAAGAUGUUUUCCAAGUUCAUCAUUCAUAUCAUGGUUUCGUUAAGUGUGAAGUAUCGAGAUUUGGAAUCUAUUCCAUUCUUCCUGAAAAGAUGUUUGAAGAAAGUAAUAGCAUGACCGAUAUAUCUGCUCUUCUACCCUCUGUUACAACCAUUUGCUCCAUUAUGUGCUCGAUUUUCUUGCUCUUCAUGGCUGCUGCUCAAAGAAAUCAAACAAUCGAUGUAGCUCUACUGGUUUUCUUAUUUUUUGUUUUCCUCCUGAACAUUACUCAUCUAGUGAUGGUAAUAGCUCCUCAGGUUGGCGAUCCUUUCGCUAUCACUCCAGCACUUCAUUUGCUCAUGCAGUUCUCUAUUUUGUCUAUAUCAUCAUCUCUAUACUUAGUUAUAGCAUCCAUAAGAGAUGUCAUAAUUAAAAUUAUCAAAGCCAAUAAUAAUAUUGAAAACAAUAAUGGUAAAGAAGAACUUAUGGAAGAGAAAUGUUGCUCACGUCCAUUCACUGUCGUCACUCUAUGUUUUAUUCUUCCUGCAAUUCUAACAUUCUCCUCAUACAUCUACACGGAUGAAUCGGAACUCUCCAUAAAAAGAUUUAUGGGUUAUGACUGGCUUUUCAUAGGUAAUUUCUUAUUCCCUACAGUCUUUUUCUGUAGCCUGAGCUUCGCCUUCACUUUGUGGAAUGUGUACAUCGGAUCUUCAGCUAGAAACCGUAACCGUGCUUCUGAUCGCUACCUUGCCAUCUCACCAGCAGUUCAAAGCUCUGUCACAGUGAUCUUCCAAAUGUGUUUCCUAUAUAUUACUAUUGUAACAUUCUACUUCCGAAAAGAAUCGCUCAUGGUUGCCAUUAUGUUUUCGGCGUCCCAAAUUCUCUAUUCAAUUGGUUCUUUCAUAUUUGGAUCCUACAUAUUUCGUGUGCGUUUCGAAUAUGAACGAGAUCUGGACGGCUCUUACCAUAGUUUAGAACGAAAGCGAGAUAUAUCACGAGCCUUACUAGAACAUAUUGAUGCCCGCCAUAUCCCAGAAUCUAAUGCCAGCAUUCAGUCAUCAGAUAAUAACGAUCUUUACCUUCAUAUGUCCCAAAGCUUGUACGACAGGCAACCUAUGGUUAGCAUAGUUUGA
Auanema sp. JU1783 is the source of this 2898-nucleotide messenger RNA. Lineage: Eukaryota; Metazoa; Nematoda; Chromadorea; Rhabditida; Rhabditidae. The record is from the annotation of a GenBank genome assembly.